This is a messenger RNA of Fraxinus pennsylvanica, 600 nucleotides long. The record is from the annotation of a GenBank genome assembly. Lineage: Eukaryota; Viridiplantae; Streptophyta; Magnoliopsida; Lamiales; Oleaceae.
AUGGAAGCUAAUCGGUACCAUAAUUUGGCUGAAAAGAAGCAGCUCCACGAUCAAGAAGUGAUUCGAUCAUUGAAGUGGCUCUUGCUAAGUCAUUCACUCGAGAAGUGUCUUUUGGAAGAUCAGUUGAGAUUGUGUAGGAAAAAGUCGAAACAAUUUGUGAAGAAUGAUGAAAAGGAUGGAGACGGAGAAGGUUUGAGUUCUUUGAAUCUCGGGAUUGAGGAUGCCAUUGAAGAUGUGUUUUUUAUAGCUCACUACGUAAUAGACAUAAAGAAAACAUUGCAUCCACGAUUUAAUUAUUUGGUUCGAGUGAAAUCGAACUUAAAACUAAAAGUUUUCAAGAGGACUCGUGCUAGCAUUCGAGGUGGUCAGGUGACUGACGAAGGAUUGAUUCCUGAGAAUGAAAUUGAUGAAGAAGAGGAGAUCGAAGAGGGUAAGGAUAUUGAGAGCCGCCCAAUAACCCAGAUCAAAUUCCUGAUUCUAGAAACUUCCAAAGAGACGCCAUCCUCCCCACCUAGCAGUGAUAAAACAGCCUCAGCCGCUGUGGGCAUGGUGAUGAUGACGAUGUCGGAGGCUUUCGCGAAGGACAUUAUCACUAUGUAG